Messenger RNA from Loxodonta africana (African savanna elephant), 11209 nucleotides. RefSeq names its product DNA helicase B (gene HELB). The transcript is spliced from 13 exons. Gene Ontology annotation, biological process: negative regulation of double-strand break repair via homologous recombination. The record is from RefSeq and is a predicted model, not a curated record. Gene Ontology annotation, molecular function: single-stranded DNA helicase activity; 5'-3' DNA helicase activity. Lineage: Eukaryota; Metazoa; Chordata; Mammalia; Proboscidea; Elephantidae. Bases 182 to 3415 code for a protein of 1077 amino acids.
CUUCUAACUGGAGACUUGGGGCGGAGCUUCGCCACCGCCCCGCCCCUUCGCGCACGCUGGACGCCGCCUGGGCGGUCCCGGAAGCUGACGUUUUCCAGUCGCGAACCUGAUUGGCUGAUCGUGGCCGUGUUCCCCGCCCGGGUUUUCCCGAUUUGUUUGUAUCGACUCCGGGCAGAGGAACAUGGAUGGCUUAAAUCAGCCCUUGCGGGAACUGCGGGGACCUCUGUGUCCGCCUAAGGACCUAGUGGAGGAAGACACUGACUAUUUAAAAGAGGAUAUGGAGGAGGAUGAAGACCCAGUGUUUGUGGACGCCGAGGAGCUCUGCAGUGGGGGCGUAAAGGCUGGUUGCCUCCCGGGUCGCCUUCCUGUUUUAAUUUAUGAUGAAGACACUCAAGAGAAAUGUGAAGUAUUUGGACGUUUUCCAUUAACGGAUCCUUGGUGGCGAGUAAAGGUACAAGUGAAGCCUGUGGGAAGGAGGUAUCAUACUCAAGGAUUUCCAUCUUACUUUUUACAGUCUGAUAUGUCACCACCAAAUCAAGAGCACAUCUGUUCCCUUUUUCUUAAGGAGUGUCAGGUCUCCGAUGAGUUUAAAAGUCACUUUUUAAAAUGGGUAAAUGAAGUAUCAAGCUAUAAAUACCUAAACUUUGAAAAUAUUAGAGAAACAUUAAGAGCUUUCCAAAAGGAAAAUAAAAGGAAAAGUAAAAAAAAAUCAGCACAGAAUGAACAGGAAGAGUCAGUACCAGAUCACGAGAUGAGUCUUCCCCUGGAGAAUACAAUUGCGUUUACAAGUGUUAUGACAGCUUUGCAAUUUCCGAAAAUAAUGGAAUUCCUUCCAGUUCUUCUGCCUCGACACUUUAAACAGCUCAUAGGCUCAGGCUCUACAACGGUGUUGGAAGAGAUAGAAGAGAUUUUGGGUACACAUCCAUGGAUGCUUGGAUUUAGUAAAAUAACCUACAGAAAAUUGAAGCUUUUGCGAUGUGAGGCAAGUUGGACAGCCUUUUGUCAGUGCAAGCCUCUUCUCCAGUUGAUGACUGACCUAGAGAAGAAUGCAUUGAUAAUCUACUCUAAACUGAAGCAGAUAUGUAGAGAACAUGGGCACACUUGUAUUGAAGAAGCUGAAUUAACUUCUCAGUUGUCAGACCAAGUGUGUUUUUAUGAUGUGUGGCAGUCUCUGAAGUUUUUGCAGGAUUCUGGUGUGGUGACAUGCGAGAAAGGCUGUGUCUUUCUUUAUGACCUUUACCAGGCAGAAAGAGGCAUUGCCUCUUCUCUCUGCCACCUGAUGAUGAAACCUCCAUGGGAGCUACAUGUAGAUGUAAAAAAGGUGCUUGCAUCUCUUCAUGCCCGCAAACCUGAGAAUUCCGAAAGUGAUGAUGUAUUGAAUGAAAGUAAACUGGAUGAGACAAGAUUAGAAAAUUCUGUGCACAUUCCAGAUACACAGGACAAUAGUGAUCGUAAUGGUGAAAAUGAACUUAAUGCAGAAAUAAGUGAAGUUCUCCUGGAUCAGGAUCAGGUGACUGCUUUGGAAAUGAUUUGUGCAAAUGCCGUGACAGUCAUAAGUGGAAAGGGUGGUUGUGGAAAGACCACAAUUGUCAGCCACCUUUUUAAGCAUAUAGAGCAAUUAGAAGAAAGAGAAGUAAAAAAAGCUUGUGAAGAUUUUGAGCAAGACCAGGAUGUAUCUGAAGAGUGGAUGACCUUUACUAAGCAAAGCCAACUAGAGGCGGGCAAGGCUAUAGAAGUUUUACUUACAGCACCCACAGGGAAAGCAGCUGGCUUACUGCGACAGAAAACCGGUCUUCAUGCUUAUACGCUAUGUCAGGUCAAUUACAGCUUCUACUUAUGGAAGAAAAAUAAGAUGACAAAGAACAAACCAUGGAAAUUUUCUUCAAUUCGAGUUCUGGUUGUGGAUGAAGGGAGUUUGGUAUCUGUAAGAAUCUUCAAAUCGGUUUUAAAUAUAUUGUGUGAGCACUCCAAACUUUCUAAGCUGAUUGUUCUUGGUGAUAUUAGACAGUUACCCAGCAUUGAGCCUGGUAACUUGCUGAAAGAUCUUUUUGAGACUCUUAAAUCAAGAAAUUGUGCUGUUGAGCUAAAGACAAACCAUAGAGCAGAAUCUCAGCUGAUUGUGGAUAAUGCUACAAGAAUCUCAAGAUGCCAAUUUCCAAAAUUUGAUGCAGAAUUAAAUAUAUCUGAUAACCUAAUGCUCCCCAUCUCAAUUCAAGAUAAGACAUUUAUUUUUGUCCGACUUCCAGAAGAGGAUGCUGGUUCUCAGUCAUCUAAAAGUGAUCAUCACCCUUAUUUAUAUUCUGUGGUUGGAACUUUACUCAAAGAAGAAGACCUAAAAAAUGAAAAAACAUCACAAUUUAUUGCAUUUAGAAGGCGAGACUGUGAUCUAAUCAACCACUGCUGUUCCAAGCACUACACAGGCCACUUAAUCAAAGACCAUCAUAAUAGACUUAUAUUUGGAGUUGGUGAUAAAAUUUGUUGUACCAGGAAUGCGUAUCUCUCUGAUUUACUCCCUGAAGAUACUUCUGAAAGUCAGCAGAAUAAUGAACUAGAGGCCAAUGGUGAAGACUUUGAUGGUUCUCCUCAUGAUUUUGAUAAAAAUAAGAACAAGAAGCGUACCUUUGAAAGUGAUAUUCGACUAUGCAAUGGAGAAGUAUUUUUUAUAACAGAAGAUAAAACUGAUAUAACUUUUGGAAAGAGAAGAUUCUUAACCAUUAAUAAUAAUGCUGGCUUGGAAGUAACUGUGGAUUUUGGAAAACUAAUGCAAUGUUGUCGCAUAAAACAUGCAUGGGCAAGAACUAUUCACACAUUCCAGGGCUCUGAGGAGCAAACAGUCGUGUACGUCGUUGGGAAGGCGGGCCGCCAGCACUGGCAGCACGUUUACACCGCGGUGACCAGGGGCCGCUCUAGAGUGUAUGUAAUUGCAGAAGAAUCUCAGCUCCGAAGUGCAAUUAAGAGACACAGCAUUCCCAGAAAAACACGUUUGAAACACUUUUUGCAAAACAAUCUUUCCAUAAGUUGUGCAUCUCCAGCAGAGUUUCCAUCCCCAUCAAAAAGCUCUGGAGAAAGUGGAGAAACUUGUAAACAGCCAUCAGCAUCCCCACUUCCUACAACUCGGACUGACACUGGUACAGAUGACGUCACCAAAAGCAGGGCCUCUUCAUCUAAUGGCUGGACGUUCACUUCUGCUGAAAGAUGGCAGUUAUCAUCAUCCGAUGAAGUAGAUACAGAUGAGAGCCCAUCAAAAGGACGAGGGUCCAAAAGAACCUGUGGUGUGAAUGUUGAUGAAAGUCCAAGCAAAGUUCUUAUGGUUGGAAAAUCAUCUCCGCAAGUAUCUUCCAGAUUUCAGAAUUUAAGACUGAAUAGUUUAACCCCGAAGCAACUUUUCAAACCUGGAUGUAAUCAAGAAACUUAAUUUUAUUUCAGAUAGCUCAAAAUUACUAUUUUUUUUUUUCUGUUCAAGACAAAAUGAAACAUCAUGUCUUUGAAGUAUCAAGAUAAAGGAGGAUGUGUAUGAGUGAAAUUUUAUAUUAAGGUUGUGUUAGCUGAUGUUUUAAACAUAUUUGAUCAAAGAAAACCUGAAUGACUUCAGUGCGUAUCAUCAUGAGAACGAUAGUAGCACUGGAUGUAAAUGAGGGGAAAAGGAUGUUAUUUUUUUAAAAACUUUGUACCUUAAAAAUGUUUUAUUUUUAGGAUAAUGACUUAUUAACUGCCAUGAUCAUUGUGGGUUAUCUUUGCCAGUGGGUUGAAGCAAUGGCAAAGAUGAACUGUAAUUGCAUCAGUUGAUUUUAUUGGUCCACGUUCCAGGGCAUCAUGUCUUCUGCAGAGCCAUUAUCUCACAGGGCUGCUGCUCAACUCCAUCAAUGCUGCCCCGGCCAGCGUACCUGGGGCAUCUUCCCGGAAGUGCCUUCCAUGUUGGGAGAACCUUAUUUUGAGUAUAUUACAUUUUGGAAUUUCUUUUUUUAUCUCCGAGUGAUUUGAGUAUUUUAGAUUUUUAUUGUUAAACAGUAAAAGUUAGGAAGAAUGUACCUGUUAUCCUAAUUUUUAAAAUAGAUUUAUUGAGAUAUAAUUCAUAUUUACAAUUCACCCAUUUGAAGUGUGCAGUUGAAUAGCUUUUAGUGUAUUUAUAGAGUUGUACAACCGUCACCAAAAUUAAUUUUAGAACAUUUUCAUCACUCCCAAAAGAAACCCUGUGCCCCUGAGCUGCGGUCCCGACAUCCUCUCUGGCCCUGUCUCUCUAGAUUUGCCUAUUCUGGACAUUUCAUGUAAAUGGAAUCAUACAAUAUGUGGUUCUUUGUUAUUGGCUUCUUUGACGUAGCCAGUGUUUUCAAACUUCAUGUUGUAGCAUAUGUCAAUACAUUUCUUUUUAUUGCUGAAUAGUAUUCCAUUGUAUGGUUAUCUAUAUCAUUUUAUUUGUUAAUCAAUUGGUGGACAUUUGUGUUGUUUCUACUUCCUGGAUAUUAUGAAUCAUGCUGCUGUGACCGUUCAUGUACAUGUUUUUGUGUGGACAUGUGUUUUCAUUUCUCUUGGGUAAAAAUCUCAGAGUGGAGUUGCUGGGUCAUAUGGGAUCUCUGUGUUUAAACUUUUGAGAAAUUGCCAGACUGUUUUCCAAAGCAGGUGUGCUAUUUCAUAUUCCCUUUAGCAACGGAUGAAGCUCCCAGUUUUUCCACACCCUUGCCAACACUUAGUAUUAUCUGCCCUUUUGAUUACAGCCAUCCUAGUGGGAGUGAAGUGGUAUCUCAUUAUGGCUUUGGUUUACAUUUCCCUGAUGACUAAUGAUGUGGGUCCUUUUUUCUUGUGUGUAGCGGCCGUCUGUAUAUCCUUUUUGGAGGAAUGUGUAUUCAGAUUCUUUGUCCAUUUUUAAAUUGAGUGUCUUUUUAUUAUCAGGAUGUAAGAAUUCUUUAGUCUACAUGCAAGUCCUUUAUCAGAUACAUCAUUUGUAAAAAUUAUCUCUGAUUUUUGUGAUUGUCUUUCCACUUUCUUGAUGGUGUUUUUUUAAAGCACAGAAGUUUUUAAUUUUGAUUAAGUGCAACAUGUCUACUUUUGUUGUUGCUUCUGCUUGUGCUUUUGGUGAUGUCUAAGAAACCAUUGUCAAAGCUCAGGUUACGAAAAAUUAGUCCUAUAUUUUCUUCUAAGAGCCUAGUAGUUUUAGCUUUUACAUUUAGGUCUUUGAUCAAUUUCGAGUUAAAUUUUGCAUAUGAUGUGAUGUAGGGAUCCACCUUCAUUCUUCUGCAUGUGGAUAUCCAGUUAUACCAGCACCAUUUGUCGAACAGACCAUUCUUUCCCCAUUGAAUUGUCCUGGCACCCUUGUCAAAAAUUUAAAAAAUCAGUUGCCUUUGAGUUGAUUCCGACUCAUGGCAAUGUCAUGUUUGUUAGAGUGGAACUGUGCUCCAUAGGGUUUUCAAUGGCUGGUUUUUUCAGAAGUAAAGCCAGGCCUUUCUUCCAGGGUGCCUAUAGUUAGACUCAAACUGUCAACUUUUUGGUUAGCAGCCAACUGUGUUAACUGUUUUAUAGCACCCAGAGACUCCUGUCAAAAAUAAAUAUGAGGGUUUAUUUCUUUUAUUCUCUUGAUAUUGUAUAUUUCACUAAUUGAUUUUCUUAUGUUGAGCCAUCCUUGCAUUCCUGGAAUAAAUCUAACUUGAUCAUAGUAUAAAGUCCUUUUUUAUAUGUUGCUGUAUUUGAUUUACAAGUAUUUUGUUAGGAUUUUUGCCUCUACUAUUCGUAAGAGAUACUGGUUUGAAGUUUUCUUUUUUAUGAUGUCUUUGUUUGGUUUUGGUGUCAGGGUAAUACUGACCUCAUAGAAGGAGUUGGAAAGUGUUCCCUCCUCUUCUGUUUUUUGGAAGAAUUUUUGAAGAAUUCAUAUUAAUUCUUAACUAUUUCAUAGCAUUAACCAGCGAAGUCAUCUGGGCCUGGGUUUUUUUUCCUUGUGGGAAGUUUUAAAAUUACUAAUUCAGUCUCUUUUUAAGUCCUUGGAAACCCUGGUGGUGUAGUGGUUAAGUGCUACAGCUGCUAACCAAAAGGUCGGCAGUUCGAAUCCACCAGGCGCUCCGUGGAAACUCGUAUGGGACAGUUCUACUCCGUCCUAUAGGAUCGCUAUGAGUCGGAAUUGACUCGUUGGCAGUGGGUUUGGUUUUUUGUUUUUGGUUAAGUGCUCAGAUUUUCGAUUUCUUCUAAAGUCAGUUUUGAUAAUUUGUGUCUUUGUAUGAAUUUAUCCGUUCAUCUAAGUUACCUAAUUUGUUGGAGUACAGUUGCUCAUAGUAUUUCUUUAGGAGUCCUGGUGGCACAGUGGUUAAGCGCUUGGCUGCUAACCAAAAGGUCAGUGAUUCUAACCUACCCAGUGGCUCCAGGGCAGAAAGAGGUGGCAGUCUGCUCCCACAGAGAUUUCAGCCUUAGAAACCCUGUGCGGCAGUUCUUCUCUAUAUAGAACUGCAGCUCCACUUGAUGGCAAUGGGGUACUCCUUUUUAUUUCUGUAUGGUUGGUAGUAAAGUCCCUCUUGCAUUCCUGAUUUUCAUAAUUUGAGCCUUUCCUCUUUUUUUCUUGGUCAAUAUAGCUAAAGGUUUGUUAAUUUUGUUGAUGUUUUCAAAGAACCAACUUUUGGUUUCACUGAUUUUCUCUAUUUCUAAUCUUUAUUAUUUCCUUCUUUCCGUUUGGUUUGGGUUGGUUUGCUUUUAUUUUUCUUAUGUCUUAAGGUGAAAGGUUAUAAUAUCCAAGGUUGUUGGUUUGAGGUCUUUAAACCAAACAGUUUUAGAUUUACAGAACUGAGCAGAUGGUGUUCAGACAGUUCUGGUAUAACCUUCCACCGUCCCCUCCCUGUGCCGGGAGAAGUGAUGGAGGGUGCUGACAGCCAGGGUGCAGGAGAACAAAGUAGACCAGUGAGACAGAAUAUGUAUCAGGUUUAUAGGUCACGGUUUCACAGGGGUCCUUCUCGCCAAAGACAGAAAGGACAGCAAUUAAGAGGAUAAGGAAAAUCAUGGAAACGAGACCUAACCAAGAUGGCAGUGACUGCAGCGUCAGUGCUGGCACAACUUCAGUUCCCGAUGGAGGCACCCAGGAAACUCCAAACCACAUGAUGCCAAAGACAAAAGCAGCGGAUCCGCCAGCUGAGACUUCAUUAGCUCCCGAGGCUGAGCAGGGCGGGGCUGAAUAACUGCCAGCUUUUUUUUUUUUUUUUUUUUUACCAUCUCUACCAUCAUCUGGUUUGGACAUCCAACAAGAAAUAAAUAUGAAAUUCCAGCAAUAAAAAAUGAACAAAAGAUUGGAGCCGAAGACCUUAAGUGCUUGUUUUUUACCUAUUGACCAGAUAACUAGAACUAUCUGCAGCAUGGGAUUUUUAUUAUUUUUACCUGAAGACGUCUCUUUUUGGUAAUGACAGAUGUGUUUGAAAAAAAAACAGAACUGGUUUUUCUCAAUACACCUUUAAAGGUUUUUAAAUAGUUUCGUAUCUGGUCAAGUUGAGAUUUUUAAGAACCUCAUUUUUAAUUUAUAAUAAAAGUUUACAACUUGAUUUUUUCAAAAAAGUCAACAAACUGCAAGCACUUGUUAACAAAGGUCUUAUAUAUAUAUAUGUAUAGAGAGAGAGAGAGAGAGAGAGAGAGACAGAGUUUCACUUCCCUAAACCUCCCCUGUACCUCAUUAUUCAUCCGUCCACCUUACCACACAGCCCGUGGCAUCCACUAAUCUUUUUACUGGCUAUAGUUUUGCCUUUUCCAGAAUGUCUUAUAUUUGGACUCAUACUAUGUGUAGCCUUUUCAGACUGGCUUCUUUUACUUAGCAAUAUGCUUUUAAAGUUCCUUCAUGUCUUUGUAACUCAUUUCUUUUUAUUGCUGAAUGAUACUCCAUUUUAUGGCUAUAUGUUAGUUUGUUUAUCCAUUUACCUAGUGAACAUCUGGGUUGCUUCCAAUUUGGGACAGUUAUGAAUAAAGUGGCAAUAAACGUGCAGGUUUUUGAGUGGACUCAACUGGGUAAAUACCUAGGAGUGAGUUUACUGAAAGAAAUGGUAAACCUACGUUUAGCUUUGUAAGAAACUACCAAACUGUCUUCUAAAGUGGCUGUAUCCUUUUGUAUUCCUGGUUGUUCCAGAUCCUAUCCAGCAUUUGGUAUUGUCAUUGUUUUUGAUUUUAGAACCUACCCAGCAGCUCUGCAGGAGAAAGACCUAACAAUCUGUUUCCAUAAUGAUUACAGCCAAGAAAACCCUAUGGGGCAGUUGUACUCUCACAUGGGGUUGGAAUCUAGAACCUAACAACGGUAGGUGUAUAGAAUUUGUAUAGGGUUGCUAUGAGUCCGAAUUGACUCGAUGGCAGUGGGUUUGUUUGUUUUGUUUAAUGAUGUAUGGGAGCCCUGGUAGCUCAGUGGUUACGCUCUUGACUGCUAACCAAAAGGUCAGCAGUUCAAAUCCACCAGCUGUGACUUGGACACUCGGAAUCGACUCUGUGGCAAUGAGUUUGGUUUAAUGAUGUAUGAUGUUUAGCAUCUUUCCGUCCGUUUAUUUGUCAUCUCUGUGUUUUGUUUGGUUAGGUAUCUGUUAAGAUCUUUAACCAUUUUGUAAUUGGGUUGUUGGUUUUCUUGAUGAGUUUUAAGAGCUCUCUGUAUAUUUUGGACACAAGUCCUGUAUCAGAUACAGGUUUUGCAGAUAUUUUUCUCCUAUAGGUUUGUCUUUUCACUCUCUCAACAAUGUCUUUCUUAGAGAAGUUUUUAAUUUUAAUGAAGUCCAACUUACCAGUUUUUUCUCAUGGAUCAUGCUUUUGUUGUCGUAGCUAAAAACUUAUCGCCCAUCCCAAAGUCACGUAGAUAUUCUUCUAUGUUAUCUUCUAGAAGUUUUAUAGUUUUACAUCUUACAUUUAGGUCUGUAAUCUGUUUUGAAUUAAUUGUUGUGAAAAGUGUAAGGUCUGUGUCUGGAUUCCUUUUUUUUUUUUUGUAAUAUGAAUGUAUGCUUGUUACAGCACCAUUUAUUAAAAAGCCUUUGCCUUUUUCUCCUUUAUCAAAGUUCAGUUGGCUAUAUUUGCGUGGGUCUAUUCCUAGACUCAUUAUCAUAUUCCAAAAAUUUGUCUUUUUUUUUUUUUUUUGCCAAUACCAUGCUGUCUUAAUUACUGUUGCAUUAUAGUAAGCCUUGAAGAUAGGUCAUGUUAGUCCUUCAGCUUUGUUUUUCUUUGCCAGUACAGUAUUGUGUUGGCUAAUCUAGGUCUUUUGCUUUUCUAUAUAAACUUUAUAAUCAGUUUUCGAUAUUUAAUUUCUAACUUAUCAUUACUGAGAUUUGAUUUGGAUUGCAUUGAAUCUGUGGAUCAUGUUGGGAAGAAUUGACAUCUUAAACAAGAUUGAGUUUUUCUAUCCAUGAACAUGGAUUAUAUCUUCAUUUAUUUAGAUCUUCUUUUUUUCCUCAGGUUUUUAAUUUUCCUUGUAUAGAUUCUUUUUUAAUGUAGGCAUUUAUGGCUAUAAAUUUUCCUCAAGCACUGCUUUAACUGCAUUCCAUAAGUUUUGGUCUGAUGUGUCUUCAUUUCCAUUCAUCUAAAAGUAUUUUCUAAUUUUCCUUUUAUUUUUGCUUUCACCUAUUGGUUAUUUAGGAGUGUGUUGUCUCCCAUUGUGGAACGAGCUGGGGAAAGGAUGAUUGGGACCCCACUAUUCUAGACCUGCUAUACCUGGGCAGAGUUUCUAUCCUAUGAAUGGGCACUAGGUGGAGGAAGGGAGCCCUUGAACUCUUGACCACAUUCACCAGGAAUUUAGCCUUAUCAGGUGGAUCCCUGGUGGCACAUUGGUUAAGAGAUCGGCUGCUAAACAAAAGGUCAGCAGUUUGAAUCCACCAGCCACUCCUUGGAAACUCUAAGUUCUGUGUCCUAUAGGGUCACUAUGAGAUGGAAUUGACUCAACAGCAAUGGGUUUAAGUGGAAGCUGGAAAGGAUAAGAAAUGUUUUGUAGCCUGCCCAUCCUGGUGUCAUACAGUAAACUUUGAUUGGGAGCUAAGGUAAGAGGUAGCCCAGUUUUCUUGGCUCUACCUGCCUGGAGUUGAACUUUUGUCAAGCAGGCUAGGGGGAUAGGGAGUGUGUUGUGGCUCAAAAACAGUCUUGCUGUUUUUGCCAAGUUUUAGUAGAUUUUCUUGAAUAGAUGUUUCUUCAUUUGUUGUAUACAUUUAGAAUUUUUCCAGAGAGAGACUGUGUGUGUGUUUGUGUGUGGGUUUAGUAGUUUCUACCAGUUUUGCCUAAUGGGGAGUGGGUCCACUGAGUUCCUCAUGUUGUAAUACUUAAAGUCUAUCCCAAUGUUUUUAUAUGUGUAUUUUCUUCCUUUUUUUUUUUUUCUUUCUGCAUAGUUUUAACUUUUUCAUCAAAAAUGUGGCACAGGUUGAAGCAUUCAGACUGCUUUUUUCCCAUGAUUCAAAAACUGGUUGUGAGGGUGAUUACAAAGAAAGGAUUGUAACAAGUUUUAGACAAUGGCAAAUAGAUUACAUAGCUUUGAAAUUAGAAGGUGUUAUGGGUUGAAUUGUGUCCCCCAAAAAUGUGUUUUAAAUUCUAACCCCAACUGGAGCCCUGGUGGUGUAGUGGUUAUGAGCUACAGCUGCCAACCAAAAGCUCAGCGGUUUGAAUCCACCAGCUGCUCCUUGAAAACCCUGUGGGGGCAGUUCUCUGUCCUAUAGGGUCCCUGUAAGUCAGAAUCGACUCAGUGGCAGUGGGUUUAUACCUGUGGUUGUACCUGUGGUUAUAAUCCCAUUUGGGAAUGAGUUUUCUUGGUUAUAUUAAUGUUAUAUUAAUUAGUGUAAAGGUGUGUCUGAAGUCAAACUCUUUUUGAGAUAAAAGAGAUUAAACAAGCACGUGAGCAAGCAGAGAUGGGGGAAGAGAUGCCAAGCCACAUGAAGAUCGCCCAGAAGCAGAAGCUCAGAAGAGACAAGGACCUUCCUCUAGAACCGACAGAGAGAAAGCCUUCCCCUAGAGCUGGCACUCCGAGUUUGGACUUCUAGCCUCCUCAACUGUGAAAAAAUAAAUUUCUGUUUGUUAAAGCCACCCACUUGUGGUAUUUCUGUUAUAGCAGCACUAGAUAACUAAGACACUGUGGUAUUUCUGUUAUAACAGCACUAGGUAACUAAGACUCUGGUAUUUCUGUUAUAGCAGCAGUAGAUAACUAACACACUGUGGUAUUUCUGUUACAGCAGCACCAGAUAACUAAGACAGAAAGCAUUUUCCAACCCCCUCUGCUAUAGCCAACCCCCUUGCCCAAACAUUCUGG